Impatiens glandulifera is the source of this 1738-nucleotide messenger RNA. RefSeq names its product SRSF protein kinase 1-like. Bases 174 to 1511 code for a protein of 445 amino acids. The transcript is spliced from 4 exons. Gene Ontology annotation, biological process: spliceosomal complex assembly; protein phosphorylation; regulation of mRNA processing. NCBI's taxonomy places the organism in Eukaryota, Viridiplantae, Streptophyta, Magnoliopsida, Ericales, Balsaminaceae. Gene Ontology annotation, molecular function: protein kinase activity; ATP binding. The record is from RefSeq and is a predicted model, not a curated record.
UCUCUCUUCUUUCUCAAUCUACAAUCAUACACAAAUUCCGUUCUCUCUUUCUCAAUUCAAGAUUUGAAUAGUAAAAAUCAUAGCAAUUCAAUUCAAUUCUACAACAUCAUUCAAAACGAUAAUCACUAAACAAGAUCAAUCACAAAGGAGAAGAAUCAGUAAACAGAUCAAUCAUGUCUUGUUCGUCGUCCAGCGGUUCUGAGGAAGAAGAUGAGUGCGUCGAAUCAUACAGGAAAGGAGGUUAUCAUGCCGUCCGUAUAGGCGAUACCUUCUCCAGAGGUCGUUACAUCGCUCAGAGGAAGCUCGGUUGGGGCCAAUUCUCCACCGUUUGGCUCGCUUACGAUACGAAUACCUCCAAUUAUGUUGCACUGAAGAUUCAAAAAAGUGCACCACAAUUUGCACAAGCAGCUCUUCAUGAGAUUGAACUCCUCUCCGCCAUUGCUGAUGGCGAUACUUCCAAUAGUAAAUAUGUUAUAAGGUUAAUUGAUCACUUCAAACAUGGAGGUCCAAAUGGACAACAUUAUUGUAUGGUCCUUGAAUUUCUUGGUGACAGUUUACUCAGAUUGAUCAGAUAUAAUCGAUACAAAUGCCUUGAAUUAAGCAAAGUAAGAGAUAUCUGCAAAUGCAUUUUGAUUGGUUUAGACUACCUUCAUCGAGAACUUGGGAUUAUACACACGGAUCUAAAACCUGAAAAUGUUCUUCUUCUUUCGACUAUUGAUCCUUCCAAAGAUCCUAUUAGGUCUGGUCUAGCACCAGUGUUGGAAAGACCAGAGGGAAAUCCAAAUGGAGUGAGUAUAAACAUUAUUGAGAAGAAGCUGAAAAGGAGGGCAAGAAGGGCAGUGGCUAGAAUAUCAGAAAGAAGAGUUGCAAUGGGAGUAGUGGGAAUUGAUCGAAAGCCUGAAAGAUGUCUAGAUGGAAUUGAUAUGAGGUGUAAGGUUGUUGAUUUUGGAAAUGCUUGUUGGGCUGAUAAGCCUUUUGCUGAUGAAAUUCAAACGAGACAAUAUAGAGCUCCUGAGGUUGUUCUUCGUUCUGGUUAUUCAUUUUCGACAGACAUGUGGUCUUUUGCUUGCAUGGCGUUUGAAUUAGCUGCUGGUGAGAUGUUGUUUACACCCAAGGCUGGUCGUGACUAUAGUGAAGAUGAGGAUCAUCUUGCUCUUAUGAUGGAACUCCUAGGGAAAAUGCCAAAGAAAAUUGCUAUAGGAGGUGCUUUAUCGAAAGACUAUUUCGAUAGACAUGGAGAUUUGAAGAGAAUUCGGAGACUAAAAUACGUGCCAUUGGAUCAAUUACUGGUUAGUAAGUUUAAAUUCAAAGAAUCAGAUGCAAAGGAGUUUGCAGCAUUUCUUUGUCCACUUUUCGAUUUUGCACCCGAAAAGAGACCAACCGCACAACAAUGUCUGCAACAUCCAUGGCUGAAUGUCGAGAAUCUAAGUAAGGAUAAAGUGAAAUGUGAACCUUGUGUUAAGAAUGUCAAUAUGGGGAUGGGCAAACUUCAGAUUAAUGCAGGAAAGUAAGGUAUCAAACUCAUAAUGCUACUUUUACUAUUACUAAUUUUCUUUAAUUCUUGGGUUUUUCAUGUUAUAAAUUUUUUUUGGGGGGUUAUACCCAAAAUUGCAAUAAAAUGUUUGAUUUUUAUUGUUUAACAAGUGUGUAUAGUGUUGAUUUAACAAACAUGUAUAUUACAUGAUUUUUGUAUUUUGUGAGGAUUUAAUGAUAAACUCUAUGAAUUGGGUUUUGACUU